Molecule: messenger RNA, 5296 nt
Organism: Amoebophrya sp. A25
Lineage: Eukaryota; Dinophyceae; Syndiniales; Amoebophryaceae
Source: the annotation of a GenBank genome assembly
AUGGGUGCGGGUAAGCUGGCGCCGGACACGAAUGAAUUUGCUCAUUUUACCACCUUCCCUAUGGCCAUCGCACCCCAUUUUGGCCGCGUGCUAAUGCGGUCAGUCUUCCUGAUGUGGCGCCAACGCAAACGCUUGCAGGACGCACAGAGGAAACAGGAUCAUCAGACUCUUCAACUACUGGAAGGAGCUGCCUCCAAUGGGGGCGAUGACGGUCAUGAGAUAUUUCAAGUAGUUGAGAUGGGUGCAGGCAGCGGUCAGCUAGGCAAAGACAUCCGCGAUUGCGUUGUGGAAAACUGCCUUGGGUUGUCUCCGGAACUAAACAAGGCGUGGCAGAGCGCGUUUCGGUACACCAUUCUAGAACGCUCUCCGGCUCUGGCCACUCGGCAGCGCGAACGAGGACUAGAGGUCAUUGUGAGCGACGCGCAGACGGUGAAGGCAUGUGACGUACUGAAGUCGAAGGCCGCUCGCUCUGAUUUCCACGCUGAUGUGGUGAUCAGCAACGAACUCAUAGACGCCUUUGCUCCGGUAAAACUGAAACUCUCAGUAUUCGACCUCGACAACGUGGACCCAGGAAAAUGCUCAUCGUGGACCGAGAUGAAAUUACUUUAUGGCUGCAGCUGACGUCCGAGAUGUAUCUUCUGAAUAGAAGUAACUUGUAACUAGUACUUGAGUAGAAGUAGAUUGCUUGAUCAACAAUACCAAUAGCAUCAGUCACAAAUGAAUAAAGGAAAAAUUGAUGUGCAGCUGCACGUUAAUGCUGUGGUACCAUCAAGUCCAAGUCCGUGUCCGGACAAUUUUUCUUAAAAGUAGCUCCUCCUUCAUACUCCGCACCUGAUUAAGAUCCAGGAUGUGAUGGGUCUAUUCGCGCAGCAAUUGGGCAUUAGCGAGCCAUCUAGGAUCGUGCGGGACCUGCAGAGUUUCACGGAUACCUUUUUUUGCACAGCAAUGGAAACCAGUGUCGGUCAAGCUGCUAAGGAAGUCGUGCCAAGAAAUACUACCUGCAUGACGACGGUUUUGGCUCUUAGUGCCUUGAUGGAAACCAGCAACCUACAGAUCCCAGCAGCAAGCAACAAUGUCCGACUCCGAUUGAGAAAAGACGUCGUGGUAAGGCGGCAUAAUUAUCGCUAGUUUGAUUUGAAUUUAAGGACGUUUUGUUUACUAGUAGAACAAGAAUAGGCGUGAAAAUUUUUAUUUGCGUUGAAAAUGUUUAUAAUUCUCCUUCGUCUGCCGGAGGAGAUUCAUCAUUUUACUAGAUGAUCAUCUAAGAUCUGAUCUACUUCCUGAUUCUACUAGACCGAAGAUCUGCUCUACCGUGUCUUCAUCCUAUUCGUUGUCUUGAUAUCUGAACCCUCUGCCUAGCUCUACUUCCUCACAUCAUCAGGUGCAAAGUAAUUUGCGCAAGCUUGUCCGCGACCUGCAGAAGGAGCUCGAUGGCUUUCUCGCUAUUCCGCGCAAUAUUUACCAAGAGUUAAGGCGAGGCCUGAAGGAACGGACGCGCGCACAGGAGAACCUGGAUGUUACGUUUUUGAUCGCGACGAAGACGAAACGCCUCUCAGUACCAAUUUCUCCAGAUCGCUGUCGGUCUGCAGGCAUUGGCACGUUUUUGGGACGCCAUAGGGAGAGGAACAAACGCCUCGCAAAAUUCUACCACGAUUUGGGAUAUCCGAGCUUGUAUUUAUAUAUACUUCACUUUUGUUUUCUUAAAAAAUUAGAGCUUGUAUUUAUAUAUACUUCACUUUUGUUUUCUUAAAAAAUUAGAGCUUGUAUUUAUAUAUACUUCACUUUUGUUUUCUUAAAAAAUUAGAGCUUGUAUUUAUAUAUACUUCACUUUUGUUCUUAAGAUUAGAGCUUGUAUUUAUAUAUACUUCACUUUUGUUCUUAAGAUUAAGUAGUUCUUUCACAUAUUAGGUGUUGCAGUUGUUGCAUUGAGGUUGAGAAAGUACUUCGUUUUAUGCUACUUCUUGUGCUCAUAUCCGUACCUUGUCGUUGUCCCAGCAAACGCUAAGAAAACUCCCCGGCACAUGAUAUGCAUCUUCACUUCACAGGUACGUCGUGAUGCGUCCGGGUGAGGAGGAGUUUCUUAAGCUUACUGAUUGCGUGAUCGGCGACAAGGGUGGGCAUGUUCUCACCAUUGAUUAUGGCGCCAGCUACGAGCCCUUGGCAAACAGCCUCUCGGUCGAUCCCGGGUAUGACGGGAUUUUUGUGCCUCCAAUACCGCACCACUUGAUGGAGGAAUUACCGCACUGUCAUGGAGACUGGACAGUCUGCGCUGGUCGGAUCGACUGGACGACCUUCGUUGAUUUUACAAGUACUAGAAUGUUUGAGUUUGACUUUGAUUUUGGAAAUAUUAAACUCAAUUAGCUUGGAGUUAGAACGGUGUUUCUUCAUCUACAUCUUCUUGUUCAGACAAGUUGCGUCUUCUGCUCUUCUUGUAUAUCGGCUCCUUAUAUUUAUAUAACUACAAUAUUGAAAAAAUAUACAUAAUCACAAUUAUUAGCCUUCAUCAACACUCCUCCACUACACAGACAUGGCAGCUGCUGGACUUGAGCUUGGAUAUGAGACGGUUUGGUAUGGGCCACAGUGCUUUUUAGAGCAGAUGGGAAACCAGAUGGUCGCCCUCGAUCGGGCGACCGAUGAAUCUAGGCUUCUCGCGAACCCCCAGCCUCGAUCUGAGAUCACUCCGGGAUAUAGCACCAUCGAAAACGUCGACUGGGUCAAUAGACAUGCAGUGAAUUUUAUGGAGAUGAAGUCAGUCUCAGUUGUUAGUCGUAGUCAACUGAUGGUCUGUCAACUGAUUAGUCAUACUAUGAUGAAGUCAGUUAAUCAUAGGCAACUGAUGGUCUGUCAACUGAUUAGUCAUACUAUGAUAGGCAACUGAUUCUGAUACUGAUGUUCCGUUUCCGUCUUGUUCUGAGUAGAAGGUGUUAGAAUUUGUACAUGAAGGAAGAACGAGAACAGUAGUACAUGAAGUCAAGCUCCUCUGUUGAAUAAUUGAAGUCAAGGUGUCACAAGAUGAACAAGAUAACUUCCAGAAGUCGACUGAUUCCAAGUCAAGAACAAACAACUGGUUCCAAUUCAACUGAUGGUCUGUUCCCGCCUUUCUCUUACUAGAAGAUGAAGAAAGGUAUUAGUACUUGGCCCCAUUUUGGCUUCCCCCUUCAUCCAUCGGUACGGUCCGGAAAAGGCGGAGCCUUGGCAGCAGCGGUGGACGGGUUUCAAAGCGCUGCUGCAGCGCGUUCCAGCUCGCGAUGCGGAGACCAAAAAGAGAAGCAAAGAGCCAUCCAGCGGACCUGCGUCUGAAGCACUGUCGCUUGCAGCAGCCGCGCGCACACCCCACGCUGCGUCUGUAGCGGUGUCUAAGCGCCGUCUCAGCGAUCCUGUAGAAGCAGCCGUACAAAAGCACCAGAAAAGUCUAACGAUUGGCGCGCAAAUUGCAGGAACAAAAACAAUUGUUGGAGCUAAAAAAGCUUUCGCAGCUGCAGCAAAUAACACUAACACUUCGAGUGCAGCUAGUACGACGGAAUCUCUUACUGCAUCACAAGUUUCAACAACAUCGUCCCCGACCGCUGCAGCAGACGCCAAAGCUCCAGGAGGCAAGAGUCCGAGUACCCUGAACGAGGUGGAUCCGAGUACAUAUUUCGACGUGGUUCCAUUUCCUACCUGGCACCUAGAUUCAACCGAGAAAGAUCCCUGCUGGCUGUUCGACCCGACAAAUAUGCCCAUAGCAGACUGGUCGAGGAUCAAUAGACACGAAACAAACGCGACAACGAGGCAGGUACUACAGCAUCAUAAACGAGACCUCUGCUUUUCCACCAAAAAGGAAAAGCAACUAUGUUGAGAAGAUCAAUUUUAUUUCUCAACAAUAACCUCUACGCAAAAACCUCCAGUACGAUGUCUGCGAUGAUCCAUCAUGUAGUAGAAAUCUCUACAACGCAAAACCCUCUAGUACAAUCAUGUCUGCGAUGAUCUGUAGUAGUACUUCAUGAUCAAUAUCCCAUAAUGUAACAACUACACCGAGAACGACAAUCACUAUUGAAUAGGUUCUAUCAACGUUGAGCGUUGAUGUGGAUCGAAAUUUGGGCGAACGCUACGCAAUGGGUUACGAAGAUGCACAACUGGCAGUGCGCCUGGUUGAUUUCCUAGUGAAGAGCCAAGGUUGCCUUGCAAUGGCACAGCCGACUUCUAUCUUUAUGCCUGGUGGUGAUGUGUGCAAUUAUAUUAUUUUGUGCGAUAUUAUUUUUUUUCGGGUUAUUAUAACCAAAUAAAAUAUAGUUUUUAUAAGUAGCACGACCUUGUUCUAGAAGUCUGAGGGAUCUUCUCCAAGAACACAAACACUAUAACAAUCGCAGUUCCUAAGUAAGGAUGAUAAAGUUAAGUAAGUACUUCUUAGCAAGAAUGGACAUGGAGCAGAUAGAUUAUAGAAGUACAGAUAAUUGCUUGAAGUCUUGCAGAAGAUCAGAUUCUUACAGUAUAUGAAUCUCUAACACCUCACUGAAGUGGAAGCCAUGGAUGCGCCAGCGUUGGGCGGAUGUUUGGCGCGCAGACACAUUGGACAGGGUUGGUCCUGCAGUGAUGAGCAUGUUGCGCUUGGAGGCUUCUGGGGCACCGCGUGGGCGACACUACCCCUUUGAAUGUAUGGCGGCGCAGACCUUCCGAAUCAUGUGUGCAGACGUACUGGUGCCGCAGGAGGCGUAAAUAUAUCGUACAGAAGUGAAGAGUUGAAGACGGAGGAAGGACCACUGUGUUUUUUGACUAAGUUCUUGCGGUUAAGAAAGUGCUUCUUGGCUCUACCUUCUUUCUGCUUGUUCUGGGGAGUAGGCGAGGACCAUGGGGAUAUAUAUAAUUAUAAGAAGCGUGUUCGCUCGCGGCAUCAUCCGCAUGCGCAUGGAAAGUACUUAUAUACAAAUUCAAAACCACCUAGAAAUCAAAGGUCUAAUUCUAACUACAGUCUAAAAUAAAUAAUGUUUCUUCUUGUGCAUGAUUCGUAGUGCAGCUACAGUGCCGUGAUGUGCAUACAUUGUCGAAAGUGACAGGCAUAACAUCAUGCAGCAGUUGUAGUGCUACGCCUUAGAUUAGAAAUAAAGGAUGAAAAUCUUAGAUUGUUGAUAUCGACGGUUGUCAAGAAGAACUUCUUUACAUAUUUUCACCAUUGAGUUCUUCUUGGGUUGUGACUUUCGCUUAAUGUAAGUCGUGACUCCGCAUCAAUUCUAUCUAUCACUAUCAUCUGAUGUUCUUAGUGUUGUAUUUACACUUUGUCUCAAAAACGCACUCAACUUGUGAUUUAUUUCAAAAAAAA